GUCCUGAUACAGCCUGGUCACUUCUGCUUCUACUCAGACAUCUUUCUGAUCAUCACGCCUGCACACACACACUCGUGUGCACUUUUUCUGUGACUGCCACCAUCACAGAAAACGUCACGACUCAUCGAUCCACCUGGAAGACGAGGGAAGCCCUACCAGAAGAACAACAACAAUCACCCUGCCUCCUCAGACAAGCCUCAGACGUCAGACCGUCCAUCAGCGCAGCCUAGGCCGACACCGCGGCGUCCCACAGAUUAAAAUGAAGAAGGUGCUCCAAAGCAGUGAGGCUCACACAGAGCAACAGCACGACAGCGAGGAGAUAGAGAGGGAGAAGGAGUGGCAGCGCAGUAGGGCUGAGAAGAAGCUGCUGGCCUUCUGGAUGUCCUUGUCUCACAGGACCUGGACCUUCUUCAGGCCCCGCGAGAGGCCGGGAUUCCAGCGCUCCACCUCAGCCGCCCGGCUGCUGAAGAGUGAGGCGUGAGGAGAGAAAGACGGGGGGCAUGUGCGUGGCUGGAGAGUGUGUGUGUGUCUGUGUGUGCGCGUGUGUGAUGGUCUGUCAGUAGCACAGUGUCAGAAGAGGCCUGGCAGACCUGCUGUCAAGUGGUCCUGUGUGAUUGUGUGAGUGUGUGUGUGUCCAUUCAAGUAGAUGAAAGUUUCCAUUCCUCUGGCUAGUCCACCAUUUGCAAAAGCACUUUGUGUUGCUGCCCUGCCAGUCCUGGAGUGACAGGUGAAGGGCAAAGCACUGUUUACUUCUUCUUUAAGCGUUGUUUUUCAUCACCUGUGUUUUUCAUCACCUGUGACUUAACGGCAAGCCUGGAUUUUUGUCACAAGAACUUAACAAUCUGGAAAAAGGAAAUCUUCUCUGUCCUGGUUGUAACUUCUUACUCUAAGUGGAUCGUUACAUUCUUUUCAAACUAGCCUUCACGGAUUCAGCUCGAAAGCUGAGUUUGUGGACUCUCCUCGCUAGAAACACUUCAGCUCGAGGCAGGGAUGGGUUAACAGGGAUCAGCCAUGGCGGUGACCCAUCUGGCUCUGGAGUUUCGUUUCCAGGGGAAGAAGCUAAGGGGCUUCAAGUGCAAACUAACCCGCUCAGCCCGCAGCUUCCUGCCAGAGAACUCGUGGAUCAUUGCAGCCCAAAUCCUGCUGCCUUACCUGGUGUCUGGUCUGGGAAUGGUGGCAGCAGGAAUAGUCAUGGAUGUUGUGCAACACUGGGAGGUGUUCAAGGAGAUCUCCGAGGUGUUUAUCUUGGUGCCAGCCCUCGUGGGUCUGAAGGGGAAUCUGGAAAUGACACUGGCAUCCAGACUGUCAACAGCAGCCAACACAGGGCAGAUGGAUGAGGCCCAGCAGCAGUGGAGGAUGGUGUUCUGUAAUCUGGCUCUCAUUCAGGUUCAGGCCACAGUGGUUGGUUUCCUGGCAGCAGUUGCAGCAGUAGGUCUUGGAGGUCUGACCAAGGGGAGAGUGGAUGUUACCCAGGCUGCUGUCCUGUGUGCCAGCAGUGUCACCACUGCUUUCAUUGCCGCACUGUCUCUAGGGUUAGUGAUGGUGGCAGUGAUCAUCGGCUCCAGGAAGGUGGGCAUCAACCCAGAUAACGUGGCCACGCCCAUCGCUGCCAGCCUGGGAGACCUCACCACUCUGUCUUUGCUCGCUGGGGUCAGCAGUCUCUUCUUCCUUUACAGAGACAUAUGGUACCUGCCCUCUGUGGUGUGUGGUUUCUUCCUGUUCCUCAUCCCUGUGUGGGUCAUUAUUGCUAGCCGCGCUCCUCAAAUCAGAGAGGUCCUAAAGUCAGGCUGGCAACCAGUCAUUUUGGCCAUGUCCAUCAGCAGUAUUGGUGGUUUGAUUCUGGAUAAAACUGUGAGCAAUCCAAACUUUGAGGGUAUGGCAGUGUUUACUCCAGUCAUCAACGGUGUAGGGGGAAAUCUGGUGGCCAUCCAGGCCAGCAGGAUGUCUACUUACCUCCACUACUGGAGUGUUCCCGGAGCUCUUCCGUUCAACAUGAGUGAGAAGUGUCCUGGACCCUGUGCUACCUUCUUCUCUUCAGAUGUGAACUCCAAAUCAGCCAGAGUCCUGGUCAGCCUUGUGGUCCCAGGUCACCUCCUCUUCCUGUACACCAUCCACCUCCUGCAGGGAGGGCACACUGCCAUGACACCAAUGUUCAUCAUGUGCUUCCUGCUUGCAGCUCUGCUUCAGGUGGGGAUUUUGCUCUAUGUGGCCAGCCUGAUGGUGCGCUGGCUGUGGCGCAGGGGCCUGGAUCCAGACAACUUCUCCAUCCCCUACCUGACAGCUCUCGGUGACCUGCUGGGUACUGGCUUCUUGGCUCUGAGCUUCAGGCUGAUUGUGAUGAUCAGCUCUACUCAGACUGGACUUUGAUACAAAAACAUUGUCCUGCACAUCCUGAAUGCACUGCUCCCUGUGUGCAAAACGCCAAAACAAACUGAAAAGAAGGAACGAGAGGACAGAAGGUGUUAUUUCUACACUCAUUAUCAUGAAAAGAAGAAUUGCAUUUUAGCUAAGGAAAACAUAUUUAGUACGAGGGCACAGUUUCACUCAUUAGAUUUCUGAUUCUCUCCUCAUAAUUCGUUAAACUUUAAGAUCUGCUCUACAUUUCUGUUGACUAUGCAACAGCACAGCUGUUACCUCUUUUGCACGAACACAGUCUUUAGGCUGCAUCUACCAAUCAGUGGUGAAUUUCAUGUUGUAGUCUAGCCUGUAACCACCAAUUCAGUGGUUUCAUCUUUGGGCACAGCAAUUUGGUAGUACCAGCCUUCUGGCACCAAUCAAAGUCUGUUUUAGCUCUAGAUUGGAGACUUGCAUUGGGACCACACUGGUACAAAAGGGAUAUUUGUGUUCAGACAGACUGUCAACCCUUACAGUUACACACAAAGCAAUCUGUAGGCAGUAUUUGUCCAGCUGCCAUUGAAUUGUCUUUGUGAAGUUUCUGAUGAGGUCAGACGGAGCCUGAGUGGUCUGUAACAGACAGCUGGUACAUUAGCAUGUAGGGGAGAAUAAACACACCAGCCACACUGUCA
Messenger RNA from Neolamprologus brichardi, 3026 nucleotides. RefSeq names its product solute carrier family 41 member 1-like. Gene Ontology annotation, cellular component: plasma membrane. The record is from RefSeq and is a predicted model, not a curated record. Gene Ontology annotation, molecular function: monoatomic cation transmembrane transporter activity. Lineage: Eukaryota; Metazoa; Chordata; Actinopteri; Cichliformes; Cichlidae. Gene Ontology annotation, biological process: monoatomic cation transport.